Messenger RNA from Indicator indicator, 1615 nucleotides. It is a transcript of the gene THUMPD3, whose product is annotated as THUMP domain containing 3. The coding region runs from base 1 to 1521 and encodes 506 amino acids. The record is from RefSeq and is a predicted model, not a curated record. Gene Ontology annotation, biological process: tRNA methylation. The transcript is spliced from 9 exons. Gene Ontology annotation, molecular function: RNA binding; tRNA (guanine) methyltransferase activity. NCBI's taxonomy places the organism in Eukaryota, Metazoa, Chordata, Aves, Piciformes, Indicatoridae.
AUGGCGGAAACGGAGGUGGCCGGCGCCGCCGGCGGCGAUCAGGGGCCGGCCCCGUGUGAGGAGGGUGCGGAGCUAGCCGCCGUUAUCGGCGCCACCGUCCCCACUGGGUUCGAGCUGACGGCGGCCGAAGAGGUGCAGGAGAAGCUGGGCUCAGCCUCCAGGAUCAGCAGGGACCGGGGCAAGAUCUACUUCGAGGUCCCGGCCGGGAGCCUGCCGCAGGUGCGUCGCCUGAGGUCAGUGGAUAAUUUAUUUGUUGUUGUUCAGGAGUUCAAAGACUAUCAAUUUAAAGCAAGCAAGGAGGAUGCCCUAAAGGAUUUGGAAGAUUUGGUUAAAAAACUGCCUUGGGCCAAUCCCUUGAAGGUUUGGGAGCUGAACAACAGCUUGAAAAAGAAAAAGAGCAAGCGCAAAAAGCUGAGUGUGCAGCGUGCUGCCAGCAGAGAGAAGCUGCAGGAUGGGGGGGAGGAGGAAGGCUCAGAGCCAAAAGGUAUGAGCAGAGAGGAGGACUCUGCCCAGAACUCUGCCAGUGUGGAACCCCCCCAUGACCAGGACACAGGGGAGCCACAAGCAGUGGAGGCCCAGAAUGGGGAAGAGGAGCAGGAGGAGGAUCCUGAGCAGUCAGACCCCAAGGAUGAGCUGCAGGAGGGCUCUGGGAGUGAGGCCAAGGCUGGUGAGGGGCAGCCAAGCCAGGCAGGCACAAAGGUGCUGAAAUUCCGAGUGACCUGCAACAGGGCUGGGGACAAGCACAGCUUCACCUCCAACGAGGCUGCCAGGGACUUCGGGGGAGCUGUGCAGGAGCACUUCCAGUGGAAGGCUGACAUGACUGACUUUGACGUAGAGGUUCUUCUGAACAUCCACAACAGUGAAGUAGUUGUGGGUAUUGCACUGACUGAGGAGAGCCUGCACAGAAGGAACAUCACCCACUUUGGCCCUACCACCCUCCGCUCCACACUGGCCUACGGCAUGCUGAGGCUCUGUGAUCCACAGCCAACAGACAUCAUCGUGGAUCCCAUGUGUGGCACUGGUGCAAUCCCCAUAGAGGGAGCCACAGAGUGGCCAAGCUGCUACCAUAUUGCUGGAGACAACAACCCACAGGCUGUGAAGAGAGCAGCAAACAACAUCUGCUCUUUGCUAAAGAAACAGGAGAGUAAGGAAAGCAGCACUGCUCCAGGCAUAGCUUUGGACAUCAUCCAGUGGGACAUCUGCAACCUGCCCCUGCGGACUGGCUGUGUGGACAUCAUCGUCUCGGACAUGCCCUUCGGAAAGAGGAUAGGGUCAAAGAAGAAGAACUGGGAUCUGUACCCAGCCUGCCUGCUGGAGAUGGGCCGGAUCUGCACACCAGGGACUGGCAGGGCUGUGCUCCUGACCCAGGACAAGAAGUGCUUUGCCAAGGCCUUGUCGCGGCUGGGCCACAUCUGGCGCAAGGGGCAGACGGUGUGGGUGAAUGUCGGGGGGCUGCACGCCGCUGUCUAUCUGCUGAGGCGCACCUGGGAGCGUGCCGAGGAGAGGAGAUCCUUCUGGUGACCUGCCUGGGGCAGCAGGGACAGCCCCAGAGUCUGCUGAGCACCCAGGAGCUUUGCUCGCUCAGUUCCUGAGCAAAGAAACCAAACCAUCUGUC